Messenger RNA from Lacerta agilis (Sand lizard), 2065 nucleotides. Its product is annotated as tripartite motif-containing protein 54-like. The transcript has 11 exons. The record is from RefSeq and is a predicted model, not a curated record. The coding region runs from base 10 to 1857 and encodes 615 amino acids. Gene Ontology annotation, molecular function: zinc ion binding. Lineage: Eukaryota; Metazoa; Chordata; Lepidosauria; Squamata; Lacertidae.
UGAGCAGGGAUGCUGAGGCAGAAUAAAAAGGCAAACCGUUCCCUGUCUCGAGAUGGCAGGAGCAAGAGAGUCUCCGCCAUCACAUUCCUGGAGCAUUCGAGCCGAGCUUUUGUGGACCUCGGGGAAAUCAGAGCAAACAGCUGCCUCCCACAUGGAGGCGUUGGCAGCGACGAGCCGUUCCUCUUGCCCUUUCUCAUCGCCGCACUCCAGGACUGGCGCGAGGGCACACAGGGAGCCACGUCCAGAUCGGCACUUGCCUCUUCCCUUGUCAUGUCGACCCACAUGGACUACAACUCCUGCCCGAGAGAUUGCCCCACCAUGGAUAGCCUGGAAAGGCAGCUCAUUUGCCCCAUUUGUUUGGAGAUGUUUACCAAGCCGGUGGUCAUCCUGCCCUGUCAGCACAACCUGUGCAGGAAAUGUGCCAACGACAUCUUUCAGUCUCGAGGAACGACCUUGGGGUCUGCGGGGAGGUUUCGCUGCCCGUCUUGCCGCCACGAAGUGGUCCUCGACAGACAUGGCAUCUACGGACUGCAAAGGAACCUUCUGGUUGAAAACAUCAUUGAUAUUUAUAAGCAAGCAUCAGCCAGGGGCCCAGAGAGACCACCUUUAAAAACCGAGCACCCGAUUUGCGAAGAGCAUGAAGAAGAAAGGAUCAACAUCUACUGCGUGACCUGCGGGGUCCCCACCUGCUCCCUCUGCAAGGUCUUCGGGGAGCACAAGGACUGCGAAGUGGCGCCUCUCUCUGACAUCUACAUACAACAAAAGGCAGAGCUGACGGGAGGGAUUGGUGCCCUCGUGGCUGCGAACGACAGGAUCCAGGCCUACGUUGGGGAUCUGCAAGGCUCCUGCAGGAACGUUGAGCACAACUGCAAAGCCCAGAAGCAGGCCCUGUGCGAGAAGUUUGACCGCAUGUGCGCCAUUUUGGAAGAGAGGCGGAAGAUCAUGUUGCAGAGGAUCACCUACGAGCAGGAGGAAAAGAUCCAGCACCUGAAAUCCCUCUGCAAAACAUGUGGUGACCAUAUUGACUCUUCUUCCAAACUGGUGGACACAGCCUUGCAGUCCAUGGAGGAGCCGCAGAUGGCUGUAUUUGUGCAGAAUGCCAAAGUUCUCAUCCAGAAGAUAUCCGAAAUGUCCCAGAGCUGCAAACCUGAGAAGCUGGAGUCGGGCUAUGACAACAUGGAUCACUACACGGUCGAUUUCAAUGCGGAAGAACGACUUCUCUACCAGCUGGAUUUUAUCAAAGUUGAAGAAGAAUCUGAGCCAAUGGCAGAGGAAGAUGGAGCCUCUGCCGAGGCUGAAGAUGCUUUGGCAGAGUAUGGGGCAGCAGCUGGUGAGGGACGAGAGGACUCUGAGGACUUCUUUGCUCCUCGAAAGGAAGAGCAGGCUCAAGGAAGAGCCCCAGUGACAAACGAGAUGCUGAGCAGUGGGGUGAAAGCUACACCGCAGGCUGGGACAGAAGGCCUGGCUGGCAAAGAGGACAAUUUAUGGGGUGGCCAGCAGAGUCUGCUGGAUGGGGAGCUCCACCUGACUGGCUCCAGUCCCCCAGCAACCUUGCCAGAAUGUGAUUUACAGAGUAAUGUUCUCAGCCAAGACAUGGGGCAGCCCAAAGUGGAUGGAGCCUCUGGCGAAACCUUCAGCACCAUGGACAGCUCAGCAGAGACUGAGGAGAGCAGAGGCCUGGGCAGCGGUAGGGAAUGUGAAGCUGGUCCUACAGCCCAUCUCCUGAAUGGGAUGGCAUCUGCCACCAGCCAGGCUCCUGCAUCCAGUCCCACCGCUGAGAGAUGGAGAAGCGAGGAGAUUACUGAACCUCUCCUCAGCAGCUUCUUCAACCCAACUACCCUUUGGCUACACGAUUAAGGAGAGUUAGUGCAGAGGUCCAACUGCACCCUUCAAGAGAAUCUGCCGCUCAGCACAUCGGUUGCCCUAACCCACUCUAUUGUGCAUGAUCAGCAAGGAGGGAGACGCAGAGCUCAAGCAAGUGAGCCAGACCACAUACUCAGAAGGACAGCACCCCCCUGGCACUCCUCGGCAUUCCCAUUUCCUCUCCUUUGACUGUCACCCCCCC